Messenger RNA from Danio aesculapii, 1672 nucleotides. It is a transcript of the gene mbd4, whose product is annotated as methyl-CpG binding domain protein 4. The transcript has 7 exons. Gene Ontology annotation, biological process: DNA repair. The record is from RefSeq and is a predicted model, not a curated record. Gene Ontology annotation, molecular function: catalytic activity; DNA binding. Gene Ontology annotation, cellular component: nucleus. Lineage: Eukaryota; Metazoa; Chordata; Actinopteri; Cypriniformes; Danionidae. The coding region runs from base 191 to 1381 and encodes 396 amino acids.
GCUCUCUCUCCUCCAUGUUUGUUUACAUUGAGCCAGUCUACACGCGAAAGUGUCCGUGCUCAUCUAAAGUGUGUUCAACCCGCUUCUGUUCCGCGUUCACGACCCACUGUCUGAGAAAGCAUCAGCGCCCGGAGCUCCAGAGGAGGAUGAGCAGAGAGCAGCAGCUGUCAUCAGUGUGAAGAUCUUCACCAUGCCUCAGACUCGCCACAGCAGAAGAAGACAUGGAGAGAAAUACAAACACACACACCUGACUCCAGAUCAGCCUGCACAAACAGAAACAAACACACACCUGACUCCAGAUCAGCCUGCACAAACAAAAACAAACACACACUUUACUCCAGAUCAGCCUCCAGAAGCAGACACACACUCACAUCUGACCCCAGAUCAGCCUCCAGAAGCAGACACACACUCGCAUCUGACCCCAGAUCAGCCUCCAGAAGCAGACACACACUUGCAUCUGACCCCAGAUCAGCCUCCAGAAGCAGACACACACUUGCAUCUGACCCCAGAUCAGGGUCCAGAAGCAGACACACACUCACACUCACAUCUGACCCCAGAUCAGCCUCCAGAAGCAGACACACACUUGCAUCUGACCCCAGAUCAGCGUCCAGAAGCAGACACACACUCACACUCACAUCUGACCCCAGAACAGCAUCCAGAAGCAGACACACACUCACAUCUGACCCCAGAUCAGCCUCCAGAAGCAGACACACACUCGCAUCUGACCCCAGAUCAGCCUCCAGAAGCAGACACACACUCGCAUCUGACCCCAGAUCAGCCUCCAGAUGACUGCGCUGGAGAAGAGCAGAGGCAGAAAGACAGUGACUGUGCUUCACCUGCUGGAAACACUGAGAGUCGGUUGAAGAUAACUGUAGAGAAGCGCAAGACGAGUCCAUACUUCAGCAGGAGGAGUGAAGCUGUGCGCCAGCCAAGGCGUAAGGUCUUCAGGAAGUGGACUCCUCCUCGCUCUCCCUUUCGGCUGGUGCAGGAGACGCUCUUCCACGACCCCUGGAGACUCCUGGUGGCCACUAUAUUCCUCAACAAGACCAAUGGGCGUGUGGCUCUGCCGGUGCUGUGGGAGUUUCUGGAGUGUUACCCCAGUGCUGCAGUGACCCGCGCGAGUGACUGGCGCCCCCUGUCUGUGCUGCUGCAGCCGCUGGGACUCAGCCAACUGAGAGCCAAAACACUCAUACGCUUCUCUGAUGAGUACAUCAGUAAAUCAUGGAGAUACCCCAUCGAGCUGCACGGUAUCGGUAAAUACGGCAACGACUCGUACCGCAUCUUCUGUGUGGACGAGUGGAGAGAGGUCACUCCAGAUGAUCAUAAACUCAACGAUUACCACGCCUGGCUCUGGAAAAACCACAAACAAUUAGGAAUCUGAUUGAGUGAAUCUGAUCUUUUAAUAAACUAUAAUGUGUGCAGCGCCACAGGUCAGUCACUGAUCCAUCAACUCUUUCUUGGCUUGUUUGUUUCAUCUUCAUCAUGUUUGUUCAGUAUUUGCAGGAAAAUCUUCAUGUUUAAAGAUAUUAAUAAAUGAGAUUUCUAUCUUUCCUACAUGCUGUGGGCCUGUCUGUGAGAUGACCGCAGGAUUCACUUCUGUACAGUAUUUUCUGAGAGAUACAAGAUGUUUAUGUUAAUAUGUAUUAAGUAAAAUAAAUUACUACAAAAUCUA